CAACAGACCAGUAGACAAAUGAGUCGGAUUGAUCCACCAGAUUACAGUAACGAGCUAUGACUUCUAAAUCUUCUGCAAAGCUGACCUUCGAGGAAACUUCAACCCCGGCGCAAGGCAAAGGGUCAGCUCCAAAACACAAGUUUGAAGGACACGAGGAGACGAUUUUGGGGUUCGUCUUCUUGCAAGACAAUGUCCACAUUGUGAGUGGUUCAUCGGACGGCACUAUGCGCAAGUGGAACUGCGACACGGGACUUCUCGUCGGGGAACCAUGGAAGAGGAAUGGGGGAGGUAUAUGUGCACUGGCGCUUUCACCGGAUGGGAAGACAAUUGCUUGUGGGAGAGAGGACGGAAGCGUUCAGCGGUGGACUACCAAUGGGGAGAUGAUCGAAGGCGUUUGGACGGGUCACAGCAAGGCGGUGUGGUCGUCCUCGUGGUCACCUAGCGGAAGUCAUAUUGCCAGCGGGUCCAGAGAUGGAACAAUUCUCAUUCUAAAUGCAAGAAGUGGGAAAGUCAAGGUGGGCCCGAUUGAGACGAAACAAGGCUGGGUGUGGAGUCUUGCAUAUUCACCUUCGGGUGACAGAAUCGCAUCUGGCGGGGACAAGAAAACAAUUUGCGUCUGGGACACGAAGACCGGCGAGCUUGUUGUUGGCCCCAUCGAAGGCUUGGGGAACUCUGUGACGUCGUUGGUGUGGUCGUCAGACAGCACAAAACUGUACUCCGCAUCCGACGAAUUCGCACGUGUUUUCAACAGCACAUCAGGCAAACUACUCCAUCGCUUUAAAUUCAAGCACCGAAAUAUCGAUGCAUCCGACGAAUUCGCACGUGCUUUCAACAGCACAUCAAGGGCCUGGCUGCCCCCCAACGAAUUUGAAAGUCAUCUCGACAACACACCAGAACUAGUAUAUCACCAUAAUAUCUUGCAUUCCAUCGCCCUUUCACCCACACACAAUGUCCUGGCAUGUGUGGGCGCCAAUGGCGUUGCACAGCUUUGGGACACAGGGUCCCACCAGCAACUCGGCCAGCCAUUGCACGAGGAUCACAGAUUCACCCUUCGCUGCGUGUCGUUCUCUCCAGACGGGAGAUACGUAGCAUAUGGCGGAUACGACAAGAAACUUACUCUAUGGAUGCUCAAAGACAUAGCUCCUCAGCUUCCAGCACCCGCACUACUUCAGUUUCUACCACCCACACUACUUCAACAAAGUGACCGACAAAGCACACAGGAGGAAACUCGGUCUAACUCCCCAUUAUCGUCUUGUCUGGAUGCUGAUGCUACGGGAGGUGGUGGCUUCAUCGAUGAUGCGCACGACGAUCCGUACAACAACAAUUUCUUCCAGUCUUCGCAGCAAUCUCUUCCAUCGCCAUCGCCUGGCAUCCAUGUCCCUUCCUUGUUUUCGGCUCGCCGCCUCUGGAAUGUCAUCUCUCGACGUCGCCCACCAGAUGAGUCUGUUCCGCGAGAACGCUCCAGACGUGGUUUCUUCGGUCGUCGUGCUCGCUCAAACUCGUCCCUGGAGCUCGCAACUACGAUACCCAACCAACCAGUGCCAGAAGGGGAAGGCGAACAACGUGAAACUGUUGAUGACCGCGGUUCCGUACAUGGCUCACUCAGCGCCAGAAAUGAUGAAGGUAGACAGCGAGAUGAUCCUCUCGCAGACGCGCGGAGUCCACUGUCUGAUGAUCGUACUUCCACCACCCACCUGCAUAGCAAAGAUCAUCGAACACUCUGGAAACGGCUACUGCAGGCUCGAGGGAAGAACUCCACAUCUGGUUCCCUACAUCCCAGUACUCGACCUGCUAAUGCGCCCCAACAAAUAGUGCACAAUCCCUGGCACUGGAAUUCCAGCUCAUUUCCAGCAGGGUUUUUCAGACGUCCUGUCGAUGUUGCUGCUUGCCGCGAGGAAGAUAGAUACGGCAUUACCCCUGAAACUGAUGCGGAAGCGGCCGCAGCUAUGCUACGCACGAAUGACGAUGUGGCCAGCAGUUCAACGCGACCAGGUCAACCUGCAGUGGUGGUACAUGUUUCCCAAGGACGGCCCACACAAACACAAGCCUCGACAAACGGGCCAGAAGAAAUUGCAGUAAGCUGUUGUGGAUUUGUCGUUAGCCUGAGCUGUCGUCGUUCCGACUCGCAUCAGCCAUGAGUUCAUUUACUGAGGCAUUUCAUUGACCUAGUUCUUUUAUGUACAUUGUAUAUGGACUGCAUAUCUCAUACUCAGCUUUGCGACGUCCUCAUAGAUUUACACGAGCAGUAUUAUAUUCAUACAGAGUUGUCCACGGUGCACUGUCACUCACUCGUUCGCGAUUGUACUUUCUUCACCCACCUGCUUGUACCUCUGGUCAAGGCCAAUUAAACAAAACCGGGCAUAUGAUGAAUUUA
Messenger RNA from Suillus subalutaceus, 2374 nucleotides. Its product is annotated as WD40-repeat-containing domain protein. The record is from RefSeq and is a predicted model, not a curated record. The transcript has 6 exons. Bases 57 to 2138 code for a protein of 693 amino acids. NCBI's taxonomy places the organism in Eukaryota, Fungi, Basidiomycota, Agaricomycetes, Boletales, Suillaceae. Gene Ontology annotation, molecular function: protein binding.